AUGAAUUUAUUUAACAGUGAUUCUGAAAGUAGCAGUGUGCAUAAUGAAAGAAAAAACGCAAGCAAAAAUGUAAGCAAAAAUGUAAGCAAAAGCGCAAGCAAAAAUGUAAGAAAAAGCGUAAGAAAGAAUGUAAGCAAAAAUGUAAGCAAAACUUAUGACAACGAUAAGAGCCUGUUCAGUGACAGUGAUAAAAAUGCAAAGAAUAAAAUAAAGAAACGGAAAAAUGUUCUUAAAAAAAAAUGUUUGUUUAGUAGCAAUUCAGAUAAUAGUGAUGAUAAUAUAGACAAAACAAAUAAAAUAAAGAAAAGAAAAAAAAAGCUUAAAAAGGGAAACAAUAUUUUAAGCAAUAAAUUGGAUAGUAGUUAUGAUCAUGAUGUGACCAAAUUCGAAAAAAAAGAAAAGAACCUUUUUAAUAAUAACAUAAAUGGUCAGAUUUAUUCAACUGAAAAAAGUGAAAAAAACAGAAAUGAUAUGAUAUUUAAUUAUUCCUUGUUUAGUGAUGACGAUUCAGAAAGCAUAGUGAGUCAGUACAUAAAAAAAAAAAAAAAAAAAAUAGCUAGUCAAAAUAACGAAAAAAAUAAAAGGUGGAAUAGUAGCACCGAAUUAAAUAACAUUUCAAAAAUAAGUAAAAGUAGUAAUAGUUCAAACGACGAAAGAAAUAAAAAACAACAAUAUGAACAUAAUCUUUUUGAGGAUGAUACUUUAGAGAGUUAUGUGUCUCAUGAAGAAGAAGAAAACGAAAAAGAAAAAGAAGAAAUGAUUGGCAAUAAAAAAAAUAAAAAUACGAAAAAGGGAACAAAAAUUAUGGAAAAAAGUGGAAUAGAAAAUAAAGUGUGGAAUGAUGUAAUGAGCCAUUCUGAAAAAAACAAAACAGAUAAUGAUAAUAAUGAUGAUGAUAAUAAUAAUGAUGAGAGUAUAGAUAAGUACAUAGAAAAUGAUACAAGUGUAUUAAUAAAAAAAGACGAUAAAAAUAUAAAUAGCAUAUUUGGAAAUGAAACUUAUGACAGUAAAAAAAGUAGAUCAGACAGUUUGUAUAGAUUAGUAAAAUUUGAACAAUUAAAAAAAAAAGCUCAAAGAAAAUUAAAAUUUUUGAGUAUUGUUGAUAUGACAAAAGAUGGAAAUGAAUCUGAUAAUAAUUACACUGAAAGUGAUGAAACAACAAAUGAUUCUAUUUUAAAUGAAUCAGAGAAAAGUAUCAAAACUUUAGACGAUUCUUUUUUUUCAGAUAAUUAUGAACAUUCAGAAAAAGAGGAAAGUGAGGAAAAUAGCGAAAAAAGUGAAAACAUGAAUACACUUGAUAUAUAUAACUAUUAUUACAUAGACAAUGAAGAAAUAAAUGUGAAUAAAAAAAUGAAUCUUGAAAAAAUUGUUCCCCCAUCAACUGAAGCAAGAUAUGAUGAGGUAUAUAAUAUGUUAUUUGGGAUAGAAGAUUCUGAAAUGGUUAAAAAUGUGCAAGUUAAUACAAAUAGUGACCAUAAUGAUGAUAAUGACCAUAAUGACGAUAGUAGCCAUAAUGGUUACAUUGAGAAUAGAAGUAGAAAAGGUAUAAAAAAUAAUAAUGGAAAAAAAGAGAAAAUAAAAAAAUCGCUAGAAAAAAAUUUUAUUUUAUACAGAAAUUUUAGAAACAUAAAUAACGAAAUAUCAAAACAAAAUAAUAAAAAGGGACUCAUAUUAAAAGAGAUAAUAUCAUCAUUUAUAAAAUUGAUAAAUGAAAAUAUGUUAAAAAAUGAAGAAAAGGAAAAUAUUGAAAAAACAAACAGCGAGUUAGGGUAUGAAGAGGAUUAUAAUAAUGAAACUAGCGAUGUCGAAGAAAUGUUUAUUAGUUUUGAAAAAAAUGAAAAUAACAAAAGAGGAGAUGAAGAUUUAUACAAUGCUGACAAUGCUGAAAAUGGUGGGAAUGCUGGCAAUGCUGAAAAUGGUGGAAAUUCUGAAAAUGGUGGGAAUGGUGACAAUGCUGGCAAUGCUGACAGUGUGAACUGCUUUUGUCUAUUUUGUAAAGAAAAAAAUAAAGUGUUAAAAAAAGAUGAAUUAAAUUUAAUAAUAUUUAAAAUAAUAAAAAAUAAUAAAAAUAAAAAUACAAUGAUUAAAUUAUUUUUUAUUAACAAUUAUAUAUUUAGAUUAUUUAUAAAUCAUUCGAUACAUAAUAAAUAUGUUAUAGUUGUUUAUAAAGAGAGGAAAAAAGAAAAAGAAUAUAAAUAUUCUACUUAUUAUAAAUUAAGUACAUUAAUAAUAAAAAAAUUUAAUAUUAAAAAAAUUUUACAUGUUAUACCUAAAAAAAUAAUACUUACAAAUAUAGGUAUAUAUAUAUAUGGUAUAAAUUUUUUAAAUAAAAAUGAAAAAUUAAUAAUUAUACUAAAUUAUUUGAAAUGGAAAAAAAUAAGAAAAAAUUAUCAAGAAAUUCUAAAAUUAAAUAAUAAAGAAAAAUAUACAAAUUUAAUAUUAUACAAAAAAUUUUCUUUUUUUAUUAAUUUAAUUGAUAAAUAUUGUUCUAUAAAAAAUAUAAAUUUAGACAUAAAUAAUAAUGAUGAUGAAAUAAAUUAUGAUAUUGAAGAUAUUUCAAAUUUUGAAAAAAUAAAUAAAAUAAAACGAAAUUUUUAUAAAAAAAAAAAUUAUAAUAAUCAAAAUAAAAUUAAAAAUGAUACAUACUAUAAUAAUACUUAUAAUGAAUUAAAAAUAAAUGAAAUAGAACAAAAUUUAAAUACACAUUUGGAAAAUUCAGAUCUACAAUUUAUUGUAGUAGACCCUUUAUAUGUAUCAUCAUUUACUGAAUCAUAUCUUUAUCCAUCUCAUUUUAUAAUUUUAUUUUAA
Messenger RNA from Plasmodium yoelii, 2808 nucleotides. RefSeq lists its product as uncharacterized. The record is from RefSeq and is a predicted model, not a curated record. NCBI's taxonomy places the organism in Eukaryota, Apicomplexa, Aconoidasida, Haemosporida, Plasmodiidae. The transcript has a single exon. The coding region runs from base 1 to 2808 and encodes 935 amino acids.